Molecule: messenger RNA, 707 nt
Organism: Hibiscus syriacus
Lineage: Eukaryota; Viridiplantae; Streptophyta; Magnoliopsida; Malvales; Malvaceae
Product: transcription initiation factor IIA subunit 2
Exons: 4
Coding region: 157-477 (106 amino acids)
Biological process (GO): transcription initiation at RNA polymerase II promoter; RNA polymerase II preinitiation complex assembly
Cellular component (GO): transcription factor TFIIA complex
Molecular function (GO): TBP-class protein binding; RNA polymerase II general transcription initiation factor activity
Source: RefSeq, a predicted model, not a curated record
AGGGUAUAAAAUGCCCCAAAUCGUCUCCGCCCAAAAGAAAUAUAAUUUUCCCCUUUCACAUAAUUGAACGUUGAACUUCUGAAAAUUCUUCAAAGCUCCAACAUAUCCAGACAUCCGCAAUCCCUUGACUCCAUCUUCUUUUUUAUCGGGUGAAUAAUGGCGACGUUUGAACUUUACCGGAGGUCAACGAUCGGGAUGUGUUUGACGGAGACUUUAGAUGAGAUGGUUUCAAGCAGUACUCUAAGCCCUGAGCUCGCUAUUCAGGUUCUCGUCCAGUUCGAUAAGUCUAUGACUGAAGCCUUAGAAAGUCAAGUGAAGAGCAAGGUUUCCAUUAAGGGACAUCUGCACACCUAUAGAUUCUGCGACAAUGUUUGGACUUUCAUCUUACAGGAUGCUUUGUUUAAGAACGAAGAUUCUCAGGAAAAUGUUGGUCGAGUCAAAAUAGUAGCAUGCGACUCAAAGCUGCUCUCGCAAUGAAAUGCCAAAUCAGUGUUGGGUAUGAUGAUGGUUUAAGGGGACUGUUGACUGAAGAUUGGACGAUAUAUAUAUAUUACAUAUAUGUUAAUUGUAAGCCAUCAACCUUUAUGGAUGAAUUUUUCUUUCUUCAUUUUAUUUUUCUUCAUGAUAACAUUAUGGAGGUGAAAUUUUUUAGAACAAAACGAUGAAACCUAUUUAUAUAUGACAAGAAUGGUUUGUAUCUAAGUUAU